AUGGCCAAGAUUGUUACCGUCGUUGGCGCUACCGGCAUCCAAGGAGGCUCAGUUGUUCGAGCCUUGCUUGAUGAACCCUCCUACUCUAUCAGAGCCAUCACUCGAAACUCCAAGAGUGAUGCGGCCAAGGCACUUGCUGCAAAGGGUGUCGAAGUCGUUGAGGCAGAUAUCAACAAGCCGGACACUCUUGUCUCUGCGUUCGCGGGGAGCUAUGCGAUCUUCGCUGUGACCGACUUUUUCGAGCCUCUUGUGACCGCCGGUAUCUAUAAGUCGAUGGACCUUGAGAGCGAAAAGGGCAUCAACCUUGCAAAUGCUGCAGCUGCAACCGAUUCCUUACAACACUACGUGUGGUCCUCGUUGCCGAACUCCCACCAAGUCAGCGGCGGGAAGAUCGUGGUCCCGUACUACGAGAGCAAAAAUCGGGUGGAUCGCCACAUCAAAUCUAUUCCUCAUCUCUUGAGCAAGACAACCUUUGCUUGGUUCUCAUGGUACGCAGGGAACAUGAACUAUCCUCUAUACCAGCCCAGCCCCAUAAACUCAAUGGAUGGCGAGAAACUGUAUGUCCAGCUCGUUGGGGCCUCGCCGUCUACCUUGUUGCCCCUAAUGGGAGACGAGAGGACGAAUGUGGGUCUGUUUGUCAAAGCCAUUUUGGACCAGCCGCAGAAGACCCUGCCUGGAAAGAUAGUUCGCGGUCUGGUUGAGCAGAUGUCAAUUGGUGAACUCGUGGCCACUUUUGCGCAGGUUCAUAAGAUCCGGGCCCAUGUCUUACAGAUAUCAGAGGAGGACUAUGCCAAGGUCUAUCCUAUUUGGGGGGAGCUUCUCAACAUCAACCACGGCUACAUGAACCAAAUGGGCAGCAGGGCAUUCACUAGCCCCGAAGAACAGGUCGUGACAAAGGAUGAUCUAGGUAUCAAGGGACUAGUCGGGACAGCUGAGGCUUUUGCGGCCAUCAAGCUUCUGAAUUAG
Molecule: messenger RNA, 966 nt
Organism: Clonostachys solani
Lineage: Eukaryota; Fungi; Ascomycota; Sordariomycetes; Hypocreales; Bionectriaceae
Source: the annotation of a GenBank genome assembly